Messenger RNA from Homarus americanus (American lobster), 1340 nucleotides. RefSeq lists its product as uncharacterized. The record is from RefSeq and is a predicted model, not a curated record. The transcript is spliced from 3 exons. The coding region runs from base 613 to 1176 and encodes 187 amino acids. NCBI's taxonomy places the organism in Eukaryota, Metazoa, Arthropoda, Malacostraca, Decapoda, Nephropidae.
ACAAAUGACAAAAGUUCCAACGAACUCAUCUCUGGGUCGUCAAUCUUAUCUACCAAAUGCAACCAUUAAAUACAACAAACAACUCGAUAUAUACCUCAGGGAGAUGUGUACUUUAGGAAGGACUUUCAGAAUUCAGGGGAAAGGGGAAGUUUAAGUGUGUGUACAUAAGCGUAUGUUAAGUAAAUGUUGAGGAACUUAAGGAUGAAGAUUUUAGUAGGUAAGGAAGGUUAGGAGGGCUGACUAUUAUAGCUCCUCAGUGUGUUGGUCGCUGCCACGGUGUGAACAGCUAACCCUGAGCUCCGUUGCCAGCCGUUCAAGCCAAACAUUGGAUAUAUACAAUAACUAUUAUAUACAUAUAAUAAGUAUAUAUAUAUGUAUAUAUAUAUUUAAGAUAAUUUAUAUAGAAGUCUUGUAUUGUGGUAUAUGGCCUUGUAUUAUAACUAAUAAAACUAACAGCCCAAACUAUUGAACUACGUGAUGGUGUGAUUGUAACCAGAAAAAAGGGCUCCAUUUCACAUUGAGGAAGUGCUUAUAAUUUGUCUAUUGUGUGGUGGUACCGGCGAGCUAUUUACUAAGUCUGUGGACGUUAUUGUGACAUUUAGAGCCAGAAUCAUGACGUGUCACGGUAGCUUGUUAUUAAUGAUGGUGACAAUGUGUUGGCCACAUUUGACGUGUGCAACAGAUUUUCCUUCCUGGACUGUCGAAUCGUGUCCUUUUCCCAAACUGCCUGCGGAUCACCCUAUCGGCAUCUAUCAACCAGAGUGGCUGGACUUGAGGAACGUGAUAAAGCUGCCCUCGCAGUUCUUCUGGAUCAUCUUCUCUGGGGUGAUCCUCAACAUGGACAAGUUUGGUCUCAAGAGUGGUGUGCUUUAUCACGUCACCCGCCAUAACAAGACCGUUUUCGCUUUCCAAGAGGAGAAUGGCCCAGUCCUUCCCUACAGCUUACCAUUAUCCAAAGUGGUCCUGGAUAAGGGCUCUUACGGCUUCGUCUCCUGCGAGAAGAACAGAGAUAAAGCAAAGGAAGAAGCCUGGGCCUGGUGGAGUACUAUCCCUGUAUCCUACAUAACCAUUGUGCUGAUAACAGUGGGCGUACUCAUGGUGGUCAUGGCGGUGGUGGGCGUGAUCGUGGGCGUGAGGCGGCGAAAACGAUCAAGAGGGAACGCCCAGUUUAUAUGAAGCACACACACAUACUUUACCCAGUCAAUACAACUCACCGACAGUAAAUAUAUUGUACAGUAUUUCCUUACUGUAUGAAGAAUGAUGUAUAUACAACACCUGUAGCUAAUCUAUUUUAUAUAUUUAUAAUUUAUUUCUAUUAAUAAAACAUUCCAAGAAGGUGU